Rhagoletis pomonella (apple maggot) is the source of this 1077-nucleotide messenger RNA. RefSeq names its product putative nuclease HARBI1. NCBI's taxonomy places the organism in Eukaryota, Metazoa, Arthropoda, Insecta, Diptera, Tephritidae. The coding region runs from base 1 to 1077 and encodes 358 amino acids. The transcript is spliced from 4 exons. The record is from RefSeq and is a predicted model, not a curated record.
AUGGCAUUUGAGUAUUUGGCAUACGUUUUAUACCAAGAUGAGGAGAUAAUAAGCUCUUCAUCAGUGGAUAGACGUUUGCUUCGAGAAGUGGACAACCCUUUCGACUUGGCUGCAACUGAGUUUCGUAACCUUUACCGAUUAACCCCAGACUUGGUUGAAGAUAUUGUUUCCCAGCUUGAUAGCCAAUUAAGGGGUCGAAGAAUAACUGCGAUAACGACAGAGAAACAGGUUCUAACUGCCUUGCGAUUCUUCGCAACUGGCUGUUAUCAAUGUCCAGUCGGAGAGCAAUGGGGGAUAUCCAUGAGCCAGUCGUCCGUAAGUCGCUGUAUACAUCGCGUAACGGAUGCAAUAAACCGCACCAUGUUUUUGGCAAAGGUUAGGUUUCCAAUGACCCAAAUAGAGCGGCAAGCUGCAAAAGAAAUUUUCGCCUCAGCAUCCGCACCAUUUGUAGGAGGUACUAUUGGGGCUAUCGAUUGCACUCAUGUGUCAAUCAUGAGCCCAAAGCAUCAUGAAGAAGCGUAUGUCAACCACCAUGGAUACCAUUCUAUCAAUGUGCAAAUGAUAUGUGAUCCAAAUCUAAAGAUUUUGGCUGUCAAUGCUAAAUACCCAGGAGCGCGACACGAUUCAUUUAUUUGGAGCUCCUCUGCAGUCCGGAGAGUUAUGCAGCGAAGUUUUGAAAAUGGAGACCAUAACGUGUUUUUGAUUGGUGACUCAGGAUAUCCUUUGGAGCCGUGGUUGAUGACUCCUCUACCAAACCAACCAGAAGGGAGUCCUAAAUUCCACUACAAUGAGGCAUUGUGCAAAGCUCGAAACCCAGUCGAGAGACUUUUUGGCGUUCUCAAAGGAACUUGGCGAUGCUUAUCUCAGCAAAGGACUCUUUUGUAUGAUCCUGGAUUUACUGGAAAAGUAGUAAAUGCUUGCACAGUGUUGCAUAACUUGCGAUUGGGUAACCAAACAUACGAUCCCGAGACUGAUUUCCUAGAGCCAAGGACACAUAGCAGUAAUGUAAAUCAAGACGCGCCGUCUUCAACAGCAAAACGCGUCCAAGACCGGCUAAUUGCAAAUUAUUUUACAUGA